CCGCGCGCCCUCCUCCUCCCGCCGCCCCGGCCCUGGGCCGGGAGGGCCCCUGACGGGGAAGGGUGACCUGCUCCGGCGAACAAAGGGGGCGGCGGCCCGGGCCCGCGCACUGCGGGCGCCGAGCCCUGCCCUAAGAUGGCGGCCGGCGCGGGCGGGCGGGGCCUCCGCGGCGGGCGGGGCGAGCCGGCGCCGACUCGUCCUCAUGGCCGCCGCGCCGGAGCCCGGCGAGCCCGCCAAGGGGAAGCCGUUUAAGCUCCUAGGAAUUUUAGAUGUCGAAAACAUUCCCUGUGCACGGGACUCAAUACUCUAUGGUUCUUUAGGAUCUGUUGUGGCUGGCUUUGGACAUUUUUUGUUAACUAGCAGAAUUAGAAGAUCAUGUGAUGUUGGAGUAGGAGGAUUUAUCUUGGUGACUUUAGGAUGCUGGUUCCAUUGUAGGUAUAAUUAUGCAAAGCUAAGAAUCCAGGAAAGAAUUGCCAGAGAAGGAAUUAAAAAUAAGAUUUUAUAUGAAAGUACCCACCUUGAUCCUGAAAGAAAACAAACCAAUGGCAACAGCAGCAACUGAGCCGAGUCUUGAGCACAGAAAACCCAAAGACAACUCACUGUAGUGUGAACAAAGCUGAGACCAGCUGGUAAAUUGCUGUAUGUACCACAAGGCUUUCAAUCAAGUCAAUAAAGUCUGCGUCAGUCAUA
Messenger RNA from Diceros bicornis minor, 690 nucleotides. Its product is annotated as cytochrome c oxidase assembly protein COX20, mitochondrial. Lineage: Eukaryota; Metazoa; Chordata; Mammalia; Perissodactyla; Rhinocerotidae. Gene Ontology annotation, biological process: mitochondrial respiratory chain complex IV assembly. The transcript has 4 exons. The record is from RefSeq and is a predicted model, not a curated record. Gene Ontology annotation, cellular component: mitochondrial inner membrane; mitochondrion. Bases 203 to 562 code for a protein of 119 amino acids.